Neurospora hispaniola is the source of this 888-nucleotide messenger RNA. RefSeq names its product uricase. NCBI's taxonomy places the organism in Eukaryota, Fungi, Ascomycota, Sordariomycetes, Sordariales, Sordariaceae. The coding region runs from base 1 to 888 and encodes 295 amino acids. Gene Ontology annotation, molecular function: urate oxidase activity. Gene Ontology annotation, biological process: purine nucleobase catabolic process; urate catabolic process. The record is from RefSeq and is a predicted model, not a curated record. The transcript has 2 exons. Gene Ontology annotation, cellular component: peroxisome.
AUGGCCCGCCUUUCUGCUGCCCGCUAUGGCAAGGACAAUGUCCGCGUCUACAAGGUCCACAAGGAUGAGAAGACUGGCCAGCAGUCGGUCACCGAGAUGACCGUCUGCUGCCUUCUCGAGGGCGAGAUCGACACCUCGUACACCCAGGCCGAUAACAGCGUUAUUGUCGCUACCGACUCCAUCAAGAACACCAUCUACAUCAAGGCCAAGGAGCACCCUGUCAACCCUCCCGAGCUGUACGCCAGUAUCCUAGGCCAGCACUUUCUCGACAAGUAUGCCCACAUCAGCGCCGCCCACAUUGACGUGACCGUCCACCGCUGGACGCGCAUGGUCAUUGACGGCCAGCCCCACCCCCACAGCUUCCUGCGCGACGGCCAGGAGACCCGCAACGUCGAGGCCACUGUCACUCGGGACGGCAUCACCAUCAAGAGCGGCAUCGUCGGCCUUCAGGUGCUCAAGAGCACUGGAUCCGCCUUUCACGGCUUCGUCCGUGACGAGUUCACCACCCUCAAGGAGACGUGGGACCGCAUUCUCUCCACCGACGUGGACGCCGGAUGGACUUGGAAGAAGUUUGCCAACCUGGCGGCCGUUCAGGACGGUGUUGAGCGCUUCGACGCUGCGUGGGAGGCUGCCCGCAACAUCACACUCAAGACGUUUGCGGAAGACGAGUCGGCGUCGGUACAGAACACCAUGUACAAGAUGUGCGAGCAGAUCUUGGAUGCGGUGCCCGAGACGGAGAAAACCAACUAUUCGCUACCCAACAAGCACUACUUUGAAGUUGAUCUCAGUUGGCACAAGGGCCUCCAGAACACCGGCAAGGACGCCGAGGUGUACGCUCCCCAGUCUGGUCCCAACGGUCUCAUCAAAUGCGAGGUCUCUCGCUCGUAA